Messenger RNA from Cloeon dipterum, 1641 nucleotides. It is a transcript of the gene Paf-AHalpha, whose product is annotated as Platelet-activating factor acetylhydrolase alpha. Gene Ontology annotation, molecular function: phosphatidylcholine lysophospholipase A1 activity. NCBI's taxonomy places the organism in Eukaryota, Metazoa, Arthropoda, Insecta, Ephemeroptera, Baetidae. The record is from RefSeq and is a predicted model, not a curated record. The transcript has 5 exons. Bases 181 to 888 code for a protein of 235 amino acids.
UCUCGCCGUGUAUUAUUUGUCAAAAAAAAAGUCGCAUUCGCCUCGCUUCGUCGAUUAAUUGGUCGAUUUCGGCGCGCCCCAGCCGAAACCCAGGCCGAUUGGACCGGCACGCGUGCUUUGAUGGUGUAAGGGCGUCGGCGGCGCGUGACUCGAGUGCUUUCCCAGCCGAUUUAGACGGAAAUGAACCCAGCAACCACACCUGUCCCUCCCGAGGACGUGCAGGGCGACAAUCGAUGGAUGAACAUCCACGAGCGGUUCCUCGAGGAAACCCUUCUGGAGCCCGAAGUGCUCUUCAUCGGGGACUCGCUGAUCCGGAACCUGGCCCACACGGACAUGUGGAGGCAGCAUUUCGUGCCGAUGCACUCGCUGAAUUUCGGCAUCGGCGGCGACCAAACGCAGCAUGUGCUCUGGAGAGUGCUCAAUGGAGAGUUGGAGCACAUGAAGCCCAAGGUGGUCGUGCUCCUGGUCGGCACGAACAACGUCGGCCACCUGCCGGAAAUGAUCGUUGAGGGAAUUCGGGAGGUCAUCAAAGUGAUCCAAAGCAAACAACCUCAGGCCUAUCUAGUCUUAAUUUCGUUACUUCCUCGCGGCCAAAAACCCAAUCCUUUGCGGGAGAGAAACGCCAAGGUCAACGAACUCCUCAAAGAACAGCUGGUCGGGCUGGAAAAAGUGCAGGUCCUGGACGUCAAUGAAGGCAUUGUUCAGGCCGAUGGGAAAAUCGACGCGCACGACAUGGACGACUACCUGCACCUGACGCCGGAAGGCUACCGCAAGUUCUUUGAGCCGCUGAUGGAGUUGCUGACGCAGCUGUUGACCGAGGGCGAGGAGGAGGAGCUGGAAGACUGCGAGUCGUCGGGCUCGGCGUGUUCGCCUUUGAAAACUGAGUGAUACCGCGUUGGCUGAAUUUUGAUCUCGAUGCAAAAGAAAGAAAGAAAGAAAAGAAAAGAAAUUGGCCGACAGUGCUGCUUAUCGAAUCGGAGGGAAGAGAGAGAGAGAGAGAGCCUCACUGACAAGAACUAACAGCUUCUGCGCGCCUUUCAACAAUCAGAAUGCUGCUGCGUUAUUUUGUACCUUUUUUUGAGUGUCGGAAACACGCGCCUUACACCACACACACGAUAUUAUUACUUUGGUUUCUCGUCAAGACUGCAGAUUAUUAUUUACGGCUCGGCCACACAGACGCCGGCCCGGUUUUACUUUUCCUAGGGUUGCAGCCACGCCCUUUAAAUAAUUUAACCCUGUACAUUCGGAAUUUAGGUGAUAGCUUCGGUUCUUCGUAGCGCGACCCUUACAAUUAGUUGUAGAUUGCCUGCCUGUCUGUAGACAAGAAAAACAAAAGAAAGCACUUUGUUCCUCUUCGUACGCAUUAUUGUGAAUCGGAAUUGCACGGUGUCGCAGCUGGUUUCCAACGCACCGCGCUCUUUCUGCUGGAGAAAAGGAAAGGAAAUAAUAAACCAAUGCCAAAAAUGCUUUUUACUCCCUGAGUUGCGAGCGAGAGAGCAGCUGAAUUUCUUUCGUGCUCAAAAUCAUCAUUCCAUUUCUGUGUAUUUUUGAUUGAUAACCAAAUCAAGAGUAUGAUCUAUUUUACUUAUAAGAGCUUUGUAAAUCGUCGAUCGGCCGUGAGCAUAAACUUGUUGCAAAGUC